UGUUUGUGUCAACUGGUUCCUGUGGGGCUGCUGCAGCCUCAAGCAGGAGCAACUCUUAUUACAAGUCGGUGACAGUAUUUGCUUUUAUUUUUAUUUUUUACAUUAAAUCGCUGAAAUGAUAAGUUUGCUGUGGAGGAGCAAGUUAAAUGUGUCUGCUCGCUGCGGUGUUAUUGAAGUGUAGCGUUAGCUUGGACAGUAGCAGACUUUGGCUAACGUUAGCUUAACUGCUAAAGGGGAAGCAAGCUAGCCCGCUAAGCUAGCUAACUGCUAACCUACAGUAUCAACAGUCGUCAAGGCAACAACAAUGAACAUCCUUCCGAAGAAGAGCUGGCACGUGCGCAACAAGGACAACGUUGCUCGUGUGCGGAGGGACGAGGCCCAGGCGGCUGAGGAGGAGCGCGAGGCCAAGCGUCGCGUGGAGCGUGCAGAGCAGGAGGCUCGUACAGAAUAUCUGAGAAGGAAAGCUCGAGCUGCUCUCACUUCAGUAGGAGAAGGGAGGCAUGAUGACGAUGUCGGUGAAGGAAGUGGAGCUCUGGAGCAUCUUAAUCUUUUUCCCCUGGAGGACUCCUCGGAGAAGAAGGGGAACGAGGAGUAUCUCAAAGAAAAGAAGGAUGAAAAGGAGAAACAGGAACGAGCCAUUGGCUUGCUGGUGUCUCUCGGACCCCAGCCAGGGUCUGAAGUCACUCCGUGGUACAUGAAGACCAGCAAAGAGAAAGAAGAGAGAAGAGAAAAAGAAGAGAGGAAAGAAAAAGACAAGAGGAAGGGAUUAAGUGAAGAGGAGAGAGAGAAGAAGGAUCGCAGAUUGAAGGAUAGUUUAGACCCACUGAAAGAUAUGAGGAAAGCACUGGCUGUAAAGGAGAGGAAUUACCAUAGCAGCAAGAAAACGGAAAAAAGAGACAGAGGGGAGAAGAGGAGCAGCGGAGAGAGCUCCAUAGAAAAGUUACGUGCCGAGCGCUUACAGAGGGAGGCUGAAGAAAGGAGGAGAGCCCAGGCCCUGCUCGACCAGAGGAACGGAAAAGGGAAGGAGCCAGGGAAGGAGGUGAACGAGAGGGAGAGGCCGUACAACAGCGCAUACUUUCCUGAACUUGCUCGAAAGCGCCAAAGACGGGAUCGAGAGAGCUGGAGAGAGGAAAUAUUAAAAUCAUGAACCAUCUUUAUUGGUUGUUCGACGAGUUGGUGGACAAAUAUUGUGACCAGUGUGUUUCCAGAUGAAGCAAAUGGAAUUAAGAACAUGGGAAGUGUGUCACAGUAGGUUUAGAGCCACACGAAGAACAGAAGUGUAACCUGGUCCUGUUGUUGUCAGUAAGUUAAUAAAGGGGCAGCUUGUAGGCCACUUAUUAUUUAAUUUGUUCACCCAGAAAGUCAGAGGUCAGGUUCAUUUACCGUUAUCUCCUGCAGUGUUUCGCUCAUGAGCACGUCAGCAGGGCAGAUGGUCGUCAUCACAGGGGGCUUGAAGGUCAAGCUCUUGGCACAGAAUACACGCAGUGAACAACUGUUGGUAUUGUUUAUAUUAUUUCUAAAAAUCAAACAGAUUGUAAAAUGAUAGAAAAUCUGCACACUGAAUGAACAAUAGUGUUUAAGUAAAGAAAUGAUACUGUGGAGAGUCGAGCUGAAACAAUAAGUCAGUUAAUCAAUUAGUUUGACAGAAAAUUGUGAAUUUCACUUAUUUUUGAAAGCUAAAUUGCCAACCACUCUCUGUUUCCAGCUUUUCUUUGUCAUGUAUUAGUCAAAGCUGAAUUUCUUUGGGUUUUAGACUGUUUGCUGGAUAAAAUAAACAGUGUGAAGAUGUCACGUUA
This is a messenger RNA of Epinephelus lanceolatus (giant grouper), 1796 nucleotides long. NCBI's taxonomy places the organism in Eukaryota, Metazoa, Chordata, Actinopteri, Perciformes, Serranidae. The record is from RefSeq and is a predicted model, not a curated record.